AUGGCUGAUAGUGAUAGUGCAAGUAGCACCGAUAGUAAAAGUGCGAAUUCUUCAAGCAAUUCUUCCAAGAGAAAAGCUGUUGACUUGAUUGAUAAAAAUAUUAGUGAAAGAUCAAAAUUAAGAAGUCCAAGAAAUUAUAACAUUGAUCAAAGCGGUAAAGACAAAAAUACCAAUAAUCCAUCCAAUGAGGCUAAUCCUAAUGAACUUUCUAAAUCUAAAAAUUUUUUCGGUCAUAAUCCAUUAAGUUGGUUUAGUUCAACAUUCUCCACGAAUUCUCCAACCCAUAAAUCCAAAUCUAAUGUCACUUCCAAUUCACCUUCAUUAUCAAUUCAAAUCCCACAAGAUUCUGAUAAAAAAGAUGAUUCCGAUAAAAAUUUUAAUAAUGAUGGUUUACCAUUAUCUCCUACGCCUAAAAGAAGAAAGCCAAAUCCAAAUAAUCGUCUCAACCCAUUAUCGAAUAGUCAUAACAUAUCAAUUGUUAAUAAAACUAAUCUUCGUUUGAGAUCACCUGUCAAGCAAUAUUCAUCACCAAUUAGAAAGUCAGUUACUUUUUCAGAUAAUAUUGAAUCAUCGCCGGAGAUUCCAUUGCCUGCAUCCUCACCAAUUCCCUCUUCUAAGUCAAAUAAACCUCCAAGCAAGUCAAUCUUGAGAGGUAAUUCAUCACCAAAUCAUCAUUUUCAAAAUAAUGGUAAUAAUAUUAAUAAUAUUGAUAGACAAUUUAAUAAAAAAAAUCCAUCAACAUCAAAUAGAGCUGAUACUAAAAAACUUUUACAUAAUGAUCCUAAUAAUAUUGAAUUUUGGGAAACUGGUCAAGUGCAUUGUAUUCAAGAUCAAAACAUAAGGGAAUUUAGUUCAGUUUAUUUGGGUGGUCUUCAUAUCUUAUCAAAUAAUGAUCAACUUUAUCAAAAUAAAAAAUUUGAAGUUUAUGCCACAUUGAAUAAUAUUUUCCCCCAUUAUGGUGCCAUAAAUGUGACCAAUAAUAAUAAUAAUAAUAAUAAUAAUAAUAAUAAUACUAAUAGUAAUAAUAAUAAUAACGGUAACAGUUUAUAUAUGAAAAAAAUAAACAUUAUUAUUAAGAAUUUAUCACUUGCCAUUGACUUAAGUGUUGAACAUUUAAAAAUUGAACAAAAGGAAUUAUUGAAUAAUCAAGAUAAAAAAGAUCCAUUUGCAUCAAGAAAAUAUGUUCAAAUCUUAAGAUUUCUUGGAUUUUUAUUAUCUACAUUUAAAGUUAAUCAGGCAUUAAUGAAUCAUUCAGAACCGUUACAUCGAGUAAAUGAAGUAUAUUGGCUUUCCAUUCAAGCUUUGACUCAUGAAAAUACUAAUAAAGUGAUUAUUACAUCACAAACGACAUUUUUACGUGAAGAAAAAUUUGGCAUGUAUUUUUUAGAAAUGUCACAAAUUGCGGAUUUAAUCGAUGCGGCUAUUAAUAUUAAACCUAUAUUAAGUAUAAAUGUUAUUACUGAGAAAUUAUUAUUAAUUAAUAGUUUUAUUAAUAAAUAUCCAUCAUUUAUGCAAAAGAAAGUUGAUAUUUGGUUACCUCGUGAAGUAUUAAGUAGACUUGUCUUUGAAAAUAAAAGACAAUCCAUUAGAAUUAAAGCGAUUUGUAUAUCAAUUCUUUUAGAAUCAUUAAAACAAUAUUUAUCAUCUUAUGAUGUUCAAAAAAAAAUUGCACAGAUUGUUUGUACAUUACCUAUAAGAGAAACAAUGACCUCUGAUAUGAUUCAAAAUUUACAAGUGGAAUUUAAUUUACCUGAUUUAACAAAAGAUCAAACAUUUAGUCAAUUAAUUGUUCAAGAAAUUUUCUCAUUAAUUGAUAUUGGAGAAAAUAAAUUAGCUAAUGAUUUAUGGUUAAGUAUUACAGGGUUAUUAUAUGGGAAUGUGGAGAAAUUAUGUAGUGUAAAUGGUUAUCGAUGGAUUGAUGUUAAUAAGAAGAUGUUUGUCAAAGGUAAUCAAGAAUGUCGUAUACUUGCUCUUAAAUCCUGGAGAGUUUUCAUUUCCAAUAGUUUUAUUCAAUUUAAUCAAUUAUCCGAUGAUGUGAAACAGAAAUUAUUUGAUUGUUUAAUUAUCCCAUUUGAUUAUUAUAAAGAGAUUGGAUCUCAAGAUACAGAAUCGUUUGGUAUGGGAGAGAUGGCAUUAUUUAAUUCUAUUGUAUUUGGUACUUGUACAUGUAAUUCGUUAGAAUUGGAAAAUAAUUUCUCACAAUUUUGGCAAAAAUUAAUUAUUGAGAUUAUUGGUAAUAAUAUUUGUCAUAGCAAUAGUAAUAAAAUUGAAAGUAUUGAAGUUUUAAUUAAAUUGUUUGAUCUUAACAAGAGUUAUUCUAAUUUGAAUGCUGGUGGGAAUAACAAGAGGGGCAUUGCUCAUCCUGCAAAGAUAUUGAGUGUUUCUGGGAUUUCCGCCAAUGAGAUUUUAACCAUGUCGAAGGAAAAAAUCAAGAUUGCAUUACCUAUUUUCAAUCUUGUAUUGCCUAACCUUGUGGAAAGUUGUAAACAAGAUUCGAGUUCUAUUAGUGAAUUGUUAUAUAUGGUAUUUCGAUUUGCUGAUUCGAAAGAAGAGAUGAUUUCUUCAGAUAAGAUUUGUGAUUUAUUUUUGAAUAUUUUAACGAAGAUGGAGGAUACGAAUGCCAAUGGUAUUAUAUUUGUUAAUAUCUGUAAUAUUUUAGUAAACCGUAUUCGUGAGUAUUUUGUUGAUGGAGGGUCUACGAAUGCGUUUCUUUUAAAGUUGCUGAAUAGUGGUGAGGAAGAUCAAAUUUGGCUUGGUAAAACACAUCACAUCUUGCCUGUUUUGUUUUCGAAAUUGAAUUUCGAUAAAUUGCAAGGAUUUUCCAAGAUCAAGUUCUGGGGUGCGUUGUUGGACAUGACAAGUUUUUACGAUUAUCCUAGUUUUAACAGUCAAUUACAAAAUUUGGAGAGUAUAGAAACACCGACGGAGGAGGAAUUAAUCUUUUGGAGUAAGAAAGUGAAUGGUAUCCAAACACCAAUUGCUAUUAAAUUGAUGUUAAAAUGGUGUGGUGGCGGGCCCAUUGACAAGUACCUGGAUUUGAGCCAAUGGAAUAAUGAAGGGAUUGUUGCAUUUAUUCAAAGUGGUGGGGUCGAUUUAAAUGCAGAUGUGCAAAUACGGGAUGUAUUAGUUGAGAAAUUAUCAUCUAAUGAAGAGGUUUUUGAAAAAUCAUGGGAAUUAUUAUGUGAUAGAAGGAAUGUUGAUGUGAUCCAUGAUUGUUUGAUGAAUAAUUUCCAAUUGAGUUUUGUCCUUUUACCUGAAUUCCAUUACGAGUUGUAUACGGUAGUUGAUGAUGAUGAAUUGGAAACGAGGUUGGAACAUGGCGGUAAACAACUGUUGGGAGUUAUUUAUUGGAUUUGGAAAGUUCGUAAGAUGGAAUUGAUUUAUAAAUAUUUCAACACUGUGGUGGAAUGUAUAUUGAGCCAGAAGCAUGGGAAGUUGGAGGAGAAUCGUGGUAAGAUUGUCUUGGGUAUUUGCAAAGAAUUGGUAAAUGCGGGUGACAAGUAUAGACAACGGGUGGUUUGUAAGAAGUUGUUGGAACCAUGGAACGGGCGGAUCCUGGCGGGGUUGUUGGAUGAACUGAAUGAGGGUGAAUUGGAUCGAUUAGAUUUGACCAGUUUAUCGAAAUUCACCGAGAUGCGUAUACAAUUGGAAGUGGAGACUCAAAACAAGAUCAUGAAGAGCAUGAAGAAGAGUUUCAAGAAGAGUCAAGAGGUGGAGAUUGAAGAGUUGUUUGAAAUGGUUGAAACAUUAAUUGCCGAUGGUAAAAAUAAUACGAUUUUGGAAAUAUUUGAAGAGAUCAUGAAUCUUUUAUUGCAUCCAACAACAAGUCAGGGCCAGGCUCAAGCACAAGCACAAGCACAAGAUCAUAUCGACGGCAAAAAACAAAGAGUGAACCAAUCGAUCCAAAAAAUUUCCCAGAAUUUAUUCCAAGUAAUAUGCAACGAAACUGAGUCUCGAUCGUGGGAAUUUAUUUCCAAAUUGAAACGUGUUGUCCCGAAGAAGAAAACCUAUUACACGACGAUUGUGUUACAAUGUAUGCCUUAUUUGUCGAUUGGGAAAUUGAAGAAAUUGUCUCCCAGGGGGUUUUCCAGUGUCUAUCAAAAAUGGCAAACGAAAUUGCAGGCGGAGGAAAAAGAAACGCGGACGCAGAGAAAAGGGGGUGCGCCGAUGGACGAGGGGGGAAAAAGAAAUGCGGAUCUGCAAAAGGAUCUGCAAAAGGAUCUGCGCAAAGAGGAUCUGGAAGCAGAUCCGCUUGCGAGUAGUCCCAGAGAAACAGACGCAGCAGGCCCCGCACAAGACUCGAUCCAGGUGGCUGGAACACAGCUGCCCCUAAUUAGCUCUACACAGAAAUUCGACAAGCAAAACGGGGCGGAUGAGCAAUCCGAGAAACAGUCUCCUUUGAUUAACGGUGACUUGACCACGUGCGAGGCCGACAGAAUCACUAGUCAACCACAAGCGGGAAUGCCGGCCGAGGCACACUCAAAAGUACGUACAGAAGAGGAUGACGAGUUCAACACACAGGCUCUGGAUACACAACAGGAUGCUUUUUUAAGGGCCAUGGAGCACGAGGCGGGGGAGGCUAAUCAAGGGGCAGAUACGCGUGAAAGUGACGACACGCGUGAAAGUGACGACGACUCCCGUGCUCCAGGCUCAUCGCCGUCGCCAUCGCCGUCGCCUGUAAGGUUCCCAAUCUACAACAUCACCACACGUGACACGCCCCCAGACAGCGCCGACGGCGCUGCUGCUGCUGCUCCUACCGCUGCUCCUACCACUACCACUACCACUACCACUACACAACUUGAAACGCCUCAAGACACAGAGACAAGAAACAUGCGCCAAUGUUUCCCUAGCCGCCGAGCCCGCAAGCUGGUGACGCAACUGCGGUUGUUUUCUGUUGCCGACGUCGGACGGAUGUCGUCCGUGGAACGGCGCAACCUGAGGAUCGAGCUGCUCGACUUUAUGAUGACGUUGGAGCACGACCCGGAGUAG
Henningerozyma blattae CBS 6284 is the source of this 4989-nucleotide messenger RNA. It is a transcript of the gene RIF1, whose product is annotated as DNA-binding protein RIF1. The record is from RefSeq and is a predicted model, not a curated record. Lineage: Eukaryota; Fungi; Ascomycota; Saccharomycetes; Saccharomycetales; Saccharomycetaceae. The coding region runs from base 1 to 4989 and encodes 1662 amino acids. The transcript has a single exon.